Messenger RNA from Indicator indicator, 4287 nucleotides. RefSeq names its product SMG6 nonsense mediated mRNA decay factor (gene SMG6). Bases 1 to 4281 code for a protein of 1426 amino acids. Gene Ontology annotation, cellular component: telomerase holoenzyme complex. The record is from RefSeq and is a predicted model, not a curated record. Gene Ontology annotation, biological process: nuclear-transcribed mRNA catabolic process, nonsense-mediated decay. Gene Ontology annotation, molecular function: protein binding; telomerase RNA binding; telomeric repeat DNA binding. Lineage: Eukaryota; Metazoa; Chordata; Aves; Piciformes; Indicatoridae. The transcript has 19 exons.
AUGGCGGAGGGGCUGGAGCGCGUUCGUGUUUCGGCUGCCGAGCUGCGGGACAUGGUGGCGGCUCAGGCCCGCGCUGCAGCUGGCGGUGGACGAGAAAAUGUGAAGGAAAUGAAGGAGCCAAGGCAUCGCAAAGACAACAGGCGCCCAGACCUGGAGAUUUACAAGCCUGGCCUCUCCCGACUGAGGAGCAAACCUGUGCCACCAAAGCACGAGGCCUCAGAAAAGGAGAGGAGCAGGGCCGAAGAGGGCAAUGAGGAGAGUGCCAGUGACAAGGGCUCUUUGGGAGGAGAGGCUCCAGUCAUGGAGGACUUCGACAGAGGUGAUGGCCCCAAGCAGAAUGGUCCUUCUCAAGAAAAUGAAGAAAAGAUGGAGACUAAGGGUGAUCUUCAGAGCCAGGAGAACUUGUCCAAGCAGCCUGCUUUGGAUGAAUGGUGUCCCAAAACCACCAGGAGAACCAAGAAGCCAGACCAGCAGAUCUACCAGCCUGGGAAACGCCUGUAUUCAGCUGCUAAAGAACCCUCCCCGCGGUCAGCUACUGAGGAAAUCACCAGUAAGAUAGAGCAGCUGAAAGUUGAGAGAGAUGAAGAGGCUGAGAAAGGCAUUGGAAAAGACAGUAACAGGAGAGCCAAAUCAAGCAAGGAGGAUAGAGGGGGGAGCCAGGCAGGGGAGGGACUGAAAACCUCAAGGGGUGAAAAAGGAAGACAAACAGAGCGAAGUGACAGGAUAAGGAGAACCAGCAGCGAGGGGAUGCAGGGUAAGCUGGGCCCUACCAAGCGCUACUCCCGCUCCGACAAGCGGCGCAGCCGGUACCGCACCUGCAGCACCAGCUCAGCCGGGAGCAACAACAGCGUGGAUGGAGCCCCGCUCAGGGACGGCGUGGAGAGGCGGCAGGAGCGUGCCAGGGAAAGGCUGCGCCCGAGGAAGCAGCUCUCUGCAUCUUCCACUGACUCCUUGGAUGAUGACAGGAUCGAUGAGACGGUGGCAUAUGGCUCCAGCAGGAACGUGGACAAGAAGAAGCGGUCAGAGCUGAGUCGAACUUCUAGGAGCGAGAGUGAGUGGAGCAGCAAUGGCAGGGAAGUCAAGGGACCCUUUCGAGUCACGUUUGACAGCAGGACUAUGAGCAGGGACAUCAGUCUGGCGGAGACAGAUAAAAAAAAGCCCCUGAAGGCAUUUAUUAGUGGUAAUGACUCAGAGGCUUUGGAGGCGAGGAGCUGGAGCAGAGAGCCCCAGGGGAGGGGCCGUGGGAUUCUCUUCCUGCCUGCUAACACAGACCUCUCUGCCAGCACUGCCGGCUCCACCGAACCCACUCACCCUGGGCCCAGGCUCCUGCUUGGUGGGGCUGGCAGUAAAGUCCUCCGAAGCAGGGGCCGAGGCGGUGCUGCUCGCAGACUGUGGGACCCAAAUAACCCGGACCAAAAACCUGCCCUGAAGAGUCAGACCCCUCAGCUUCACUUUCUGGACACAGACGAUGAAGUGAGCCCCACCUCAUGGGGGGAAGCCCGUCAGGCCCAAACAUCCUACUAUAAAUUCCAGAACUCUGACAACCCCUACUAUUACCCUCGGGCUGCUGGCCAAGGCCCCCAGUAUCCUUAUGGUGGGUACUCCCUGCAGUAUCCUAUGGGUCCAAGCAACGGUGUGUACCCAGGAGCCUAUUACCCUGGGUACCCCAACCAGGUGGGGCAGUACAUGUGUGGCCCACUCUCCCCGACUCCUCUGAGCCCUGAGAUGGAGCAGCAGAUGCGGAACAUGCAGCAGCAGGAGCUCAGCAAACUCCUCCGCGAGGCUGGGAACCAGGAGCAGCAGCUCAGCAAUUUGCUUUCCAGAGACCGCAUUAGCCCAGAGGGGCUGGAGAAGAUGACCCAGCUGAGGGUGGAGUUGCUGCAGCUGUAUGAAAGGUGCAUCCUGAUGGACAUUGAGUUCUCUGACACCCAGAACGUGGACCAGCUGCUGUGGAAAAAUGCAUUUUAUCAGGUGAUCGAGAAAUUCCGACAGCUCCUCAAGGACCCUCAGGGGGAAAACGCCCAUGAAAUUCGGAACAAACUGCUCCAGCUUCUAGAUGAGGGCUCCUCUUUUUUUGAUGGCCUGCUCCAGAAGCUGCAGCUGUCAUACCAGUUCAAGCUAGAGGACUAUAUGGAUGGGAUGGUCAUCCGCAGUCAGCCUCUGAGGAAAAUGGUGAAGUAUGCCCUGAUCAGCGCUCAGAGGUGCAUGAUCUGCCAGGGGGACAUUUGCCGGUACCGAGAGCAGGCGAACGACACCGCCAACUACGGCAAGGCUCGCAGCUGGUACCUGAAGGCUCAGCAGAUUGCUCCCAAAAACGGCCGCCCGUACAACCAGCUGGCACUUCUGGCCAUCUACACGAGGAGAAAGCUGGAUGCUGUCUACUACUACAUGCGCAGCCUGGCUGCUAGCAACCCCAUCCUCACAGCCAAGGAGAGCCUCAUGAGCCUGUUUGAAGAGACCAAACGCAAGGCCGAGCAGUUGGAGCAGAGGAAGCAUCAGGUGCUGGACCUGAGCCCCAGCCGCCGGGGGAAGGGCAAGAAGUCCACACUGCGACAAGUUGGAGACGAUGCCACGCGGCUGGAGAUCUGGAUCCAUCCCUCCCACCCCCGCUCCUCCCAGGGCCACGAGUCCGGCAGGGACUCUGAGCAGGACAACAGCCUUGGGAACCUCAGCCCCAGCGACCUGAACAAAAGGUUCAUCCUCAGUUUUCUCCAUGCCCAUGGGAAGCUGUUUACCAGGAUUGGGAUGGAGACUUUCCCUGCGGUGGCUGAGGAGGUCCUGAGGGAGUUCCAGGUGCUGCUGCAGCACAGCCCCCCUCCCAUCGGAAGCGCUCGCAUGCUCCAGCUGGUGGCAAUCAACAUGUUUGCAGUGUACAACUCCCAGCCCAAAGAGUGCAUCAGUGAAGACUGCCGCUCUGUCAUCCAGGAACAGGCCACAGCCCUGGGGCUCUCCAUGUUUGCUCUCCUGGUGAGGAGGUGCACCAGCCUGCUGAGGGAAUGCCUGCAAGUUCAGUCACGAGAGGUGGAGCAGGAGGAUGAUGAGGAUGAGAUCAAGGUCUCUGCCUUGCCCCAGGACCUGAAGGAGCUGCUCCCCAGCCUGAAGGUCUGGUCAGACUGGAUGCUUGGCCACCCGGACACCUGGAAUCCUCCUCCGACCUCUCUUGAGCUCCCCAAACAGGUCUCAGUAGAUGUGUGGGCGACGCUGGCUGACUUCUGUAACAUACUGACCACAGUGAAUCAGUCGGAGGUGCCCUUGUACAAGGACCCAGAUGACGACCUUGCCCUGCUUAGCCUGGAAGAGGAUCGACUGCUCUCGGGCUUCAUUCCCCUGCUGGUCGCCCCUCAGGAGCCCUGCUACGUGGAGAGGACCUCGGACAAGGUUAUUGCAGCCGACUGCAAGAGGGUCACAGUUCUGAAGUAUUUCCUGGAAGCCCUUUGUGGACAAGAAGAGCCUUUGCUGGCAUUCAAGGGUGGAAAAUAUGUGUCAGUGGCACCCGUCCCAGACGCCAUGGGAAAGGAAAUGGGAAGCCAAGAGGGAAAACAACUGGAAGAUCAGGAAGAUGAUGUGAGGAUUGAGGCAUUUGAAGAUGAUUCUGAGGCUGAAGUCAGUGGAGGAGAGAUGGACAUCAAAGAACUCAGAGCCAAGAAGCAAGCCCUAGCCAGGAAAGUAGCUGAGCAGCAGCGUCGUCAAGACAAGAUUCAGGCCGUGCUGAAGGACCAGAGUCAAAUGAGGCAGAUGGAACUGGAGAUCAGACCUGUCUUCCUGGUCCCAGACACCAAUGGUUUCAUUGACCACCUCAGCAGCUUGAUCACUCUGCUGAACUGCAGAAAAUUCAUCCUGGUGGUGCCCCUGAUCGUGAUAAACGAGCUGGAUGGCCUGGCCAAGGGCCCGGAGAUAGAGCACCGGGCUGCAGGCUAUGCCCGCCAAGUGCAGGAGAGAGCCAGGAAGUCCAUCGAGUUCCUGGAGGAGCGAUUCGAGAGCCGGGACAACUGCUUGAGGGCUCUGACCAGCAGAGGCAAUGAGCUGGAGUCCAUCUCCUUCCGCAGUGAGGACACCACUGGCCAACAGGGAAACAAUGAUGACCUGAUUCUGUCCUGCUGCCUGCACUAUUGCAAUGACAAGGCCAAGGAUUUCAUGCCCUCCAACAAAGAAGAUCCCAUCCGUUUGCUCAGGGAAGUGGUUUUGCUGACCGAUGACCGGAACCUGCGAGUCAAAGCGCUGACCCGCAACGUGCCGGUGCGGGACAUCCCCACCUUCCUCAAGUGGGCCCAGGAGGGCUGAGAGGGC